AUGAGACUCGCUCUGGUUGCAGCCCUUUGUGGCAUCGCCCUCGCCGCCACCUAUUCCUCUAAUCAACGCAUCGACGCCAAAUGGUUCUCCGCCGAUAAGGAGUUCAUUUAUGGCUGGGAGUCUCAACUCUCAUCGGGUCUCCCAAUCGAGGGAACCCAGCACGCAACUCAGCGAAUCUCCUCGAAAAUUCAUCUCCAGAUUCGUGACCGUUUCGCUUCCCUUCAACUCCGCAAGUUCAACCUGUUCGCCUCUCAGGAGACUCUCCGUACUCCAUCCCGCUUGGCCCCGACCACCUCAUUCGAGCCGAUCGAGCCAUCCAAGGAACAGGAGGAGUUCUUGUCUCUCCCCGUUCGUUUCCGCUACGAGUCUGGCCGUGUGUCCGAGCUCGAGUUUGAUUCUUCCGAUCCAACCUGGUCCCGAAACAUCAAGCGCGCCGCUAUCAACAUGCUCCAGGUGAACAUGGAGUCGAACUCGGAGAGCCGCAUCGAUGAGACCGAAAAGAACUACCGUGUCAAGGAGACCACUCUCGAGGGUCAAGACUGUGAGGUCGUUUACGCCAAGGUUGAGGAGCUCAAGAAGUGGAAUGACGAGCAAACCGAACAAGAGGAGACUGUUGUGAGCAAGACGAUCGAUUUCAACAAGUGCACCACGCGUCCCGACGUUUUCUACACUUUCCGUAUGAAUGAUGAGUGCCGUGAAUGCGACGAUCAUGUCAACAAGAGAUACAAUGAGAUUCAACCAUAUCAACCAUCAACUAUGAUGCGUUUCCGUCUCUCUGGCUCAUCUCCAUCUCGUUUCUUGAUCCGCGAGGUCGAGCUUCAAUCCACCUACGUCUUCUCUCCAAUCGACGACAAGCAACCAAUCAUCAACAACGAGGUUGUCGCCAAGUUGACCCUUUUGGAGUCAGGAGAGAUCAAGUCGACCCUUCCAACAAUUUCCCCAUCAUCAAAAACCACUUUGAUGCACUCGAACAAAAUCGCGAAAGCCCGUGAACAAUGGGAAAUGAACGGUGACGAGAAAGCGCUCCGUGAGCACAAAACUGAUGGAGAUUACGAGGAGGUUGAGGCCGCCAAGAAGACGAUCGACGAGUUGAAGAAGUUGAUGAAAGAGAAUGUCGAGGUUGAGUCAUCGCACAUGUUCUCUCGCCUCAUCUCGAUUCUCCGCCGCUCCACCUACACCCAAAUCGAAGCCAUCCACCGCUACUCCAACCAAGUUGAGGAGAGCCUUGCCACGAUUUGCGUUGAUGCCAUUGCUGAGGCUGGCACCAAGGUGUGCGUCGACUAUCUUGUCAAGCUUGCCGUCAACGAGGAGGUGACCCCAAUCCGUGCGGCUUUCUUGUUCAAAUCCCUCUCCGCGAUGCGUCUCCCCUCCGAGACGAUCAUCAUGGUUCUCGACCGUUUCGCCAAGGACUCCGUUUGUGAGAAUAACCCAAUCCUCAAGCAAUCCGUCCGUCUCACCCAAGGAGCUCUCAUCAAUGCUUUGUGCGUUCCAAACAAGAGCAAAUGGGCUCACUCUCGUGAAGAGGUCUGCCCCCGUGAGCUUAAGGAGAAAAUGGUGGAAAUGUUGAACUCAAUGUACAACAAGGCAUCGAACAGAUACGAGAAGACGCUCGCCUUGAAAACGAUCGCCAACUCGGGAUUGGAAAUGAACAUCAUCUUCCUUGAGAAGAUCAUCUACGACAAAACCGAGGAGAACACCGUUCGCAUGCAAGCCAUGGACGCUCUCCGCCUUCUCCGCACCCAGAUUCCCCGCCGUCUCGUCAAGACCCUCAUGCCCAUCUACAAGAGCCGCUCGCAGCCAACUGAGAUUCGCAUCACCGCUCUCUUCCACUUGUUGCACACAAUGCCCGAACGCAUGGUCCUCGAACAAGUCGCCGACCAAAUCAACAACGAGCGCAACGGACAAGUUGCCGCUUACUCGUACCGUAUGCUCAAGUCUUUCCUUUACACUGAGAACCCAUGCGAGAAGGAGUUCGCCGAGCGAUGCAAGAUUGCUCUCCGUUUGGUGCGCGAAGAGGUGAAGAACCGCUUCGAGAAGUUGUCCUCCAGCUACACCCAGGCUUCCAUCUACUCUGAGAUGCUUCUCUCAUCGGGAUCCAUCGAGUUGUCGACGGUUUUCUCGAACGAUUCCGUUCUCCCCAAAGAGUUGAUGGCCUCGAUGGAUGCUCUCCUCGCCGGAUACUGGAAUAAGAACUUCCUCCAGGUCGGAAUCACUCAACAAGGACUCGACCGUGUCCUCCGCGAGAAUAUGCCAAAGGUUGAGUCAAUCCGCUCAAUCGAUGACGUGAUCACGCGCGGAAAGCGCUCGUUCUUCGAGCAACCCAAGCAACUCCUCCAAGGACUCUUCAACAAAUUGAGCAUCGUCACCCGUCGUCGCUCUGACGAUUCCGAGAAGGACCCACAUGCAACGAUUUACAUCCGCUAUCGCAACAUGGACUACGCCUUGAUCCCACUCGAUGAGCAAAUCAUCUCAAAGGUCAUGCAAAACGUGAUCUCUGGAGAUAAGUUGAACCUCGAGCAACUCGAGCAAAUCCUCGUCCGCGGAACAAAGCUCAACGUCAAGACCGCCUCGAUGAUCUAUGAGGUCACUCGCAUCUUCCCAACCACUUUCGGUAUCACGAUGAUGGUUUCCACAAAGAUGCCCGUCGUCUCAUCCAUUCAACUCAACGCCAAGGCUGAUCUCCUCCCCAAGGGAGAGUCAAGCCUCAACGGAAUCCGCGCUGAGAUCAUUGGCGAGCCCUCUGUGACCAUCACUCAUCUCUGCCAAUCGAUGACCCUCUCGCCAAUCGUGCACACCGGAAUCAAGCUCCAGAACUCGAUCCUCGCCGUUUUGCCCAUCGAUGUCACCAUCCAGGCCGAAUACCGCAACAAGGAGUUCACGAUGGAGACGAUCUUCAAGUCACCCCGCGAGGAGAAACUUCUCUUCAAGGCACUCACCCGUCCAGUCACCUACAUCCGCAAGGUUAUCGGCGAGUCUCGUCGUUACGCUGAGCCCACUGAGAAGAUCAUCUAUGUGCCACGUUUCGACAAGAUGAACAAGGAAGUUGACUUCGUUUUUGGAGAAGAGAUGACCGGAAUGGGCUUCCACUUGACCGGAAAUGUGUACACCAAGUUCGACAACUAUCAAAUUCUCCCAAUCGUCGCCAACGAGAAGCAGAUGGAGAUCCGCGCUCUCAUCACCGACGAGACCCCACGCGAGUACAAAAUUCAAUCCGUUGUGCGUCUUUUCGAGGACCUUUCCCUUCCCACGACAUCCGUUUUCGAUUCGUUCUUCAAUGAGGAGAACCGUCGCCACUUUGCCGUCGAAAAGGAUUCCACCGAGAGCUUCGAGGAGUCCGAGCGUGAAGAGCUCGUCAAGAAGAACUCGCGCAAGUUCAACCAAGAACCAAAGGGAACCGGACACUCGUGCAAGAUCACCAUCGAGUCGAUCGGUGGCCGCAAGGAGCGCAAGGCUGAGCUCUCGGCGAAAGCCGUGUGCGACAAGGACUCUCUCCGCAUGUGCCACUUCUCCGUGGAGGCUCGCCGCUCGCCACUCUUCAAGGGAGAGCGCGACACCUGCAAGGCUCACCUCAACGCCUACACUCUCUUCCCUGAGGAGGCUUCCUCUUUGAAAGAGUUGAAGGAGCAGAAACACCGCGAAUUCCACUCGGUCAUCCAAGGAAACUUCGGAUGUGAGAAGACCAACGAGUUCACCGUCAAGGUUCAAGCUGAGCAAAACAAGGAGAUGCGCAAAUGGAUCAACUACGUCGAUACGUCCCGCAAUGCCGAGGUUGACAACUUCAAAUUGUUGAAGGAGGCCGGCUACCUCAACCAAUACAAGAUCGACGCCGAGUACAACAUCGACAGAAGCUACGAGAAAGUGAUCACUCAUGGCUACCGUCUGCUCCGCUCGUGGAACUGGUGGAACACUGAUUUGGAGAUUGUUUCCAACUCGAACAACCGCGUGUCAGCUUUGGUCGAGAUUGAGCCCGAGAAUCGCCGCUACGUCAACCUCACCAUCAACACUCCCGAGACAAAGAUGUCGAUGCGCUCGAUGCGUUGCCCAUUCAAGCUUCCUCUUCUCAACGUUUUCCAUCCAGUCGAGAUGCGCUCGUACAAAACGCACGAGUACACACGCUCGGCGUGCGAGAUUCGCUCAACCAAGAUCCGCACAUUCGACGAGGUUCUCUACAAGACUCCACUCACCACUUGCUACACCGUUGUCGCCAAGGACUGCUCUCAUGAGCAACCAUCAUUCUCCGUGCUUGUCAAGAAGAUUCGUGAGAGUGGCGAGGAGAAGAUGUUGAAGGUUAUCACCAAGGAGAAAGUUGUCGAGAUGUGGAUGGAAAAGGAGGAGUUGAUGUGUGAAGUGAACGGAAAGAAGAUCAAGGAGGAAUCCCUCUCCAAGCACGAUAUCGUCAAGCUCGCCGAUCGUGUUUACAAGAUCGAACUUGAGGAGCUCUCCGUCCGCUUCGAUGGACGUGUCGUUCGUGUCGAGCUUUCUCAACAAUUCAAGGGAGUCCAAUGCGGACUUUGCGGACACUACGACGAUGAUCGUGAGAAUGAGUUCCGUCGUGCUGACAAUGAACACACUGAAGACCUCGAGGAGUUCCACCGCUCGUACUUGGCCGAGGAGUGCAAGGUCGAGGAGGAGAAGAUCAAGGAGAAGAAGAACUACGGCCGCGUCGAGGAGUCCUCAUCCGAGGAGCUCUCCGUUUUCGAAGAGAUCGAUCUCGCCAUCGCCAUUUCCGACAAUGAUGAGCUCAUCGAGCGCCAACAAGUGAUCGAGUACGCCCAUCGCACUUGCUUCUCGCGCACCGCCAUCAAGGAGUGCCCACGUGGAGAGCCUUUCCGUUCCGAGAAGGUGAACCUCCGCUUCGUGUGCUUCCCACGCGAGUCCAAGGAAGCUCUCCAAUUCAUCCGAGAGAUCCGUCGUGGCCCAAUCUCGCUCGAGUCCUUCCAAGACUCGUUCGUUCAAGGCGUCAAGUCGGCCAUCCAAUGCCGUGCC
Molecule: messenger RNA, 4986 nt
Organism: Mesorhabditis belari
Lineage: Eukaryota; Metazoa; Nematoda; Chromadorea; Rhabditida; Rhabditidae
Source: the annotation of a GenBank genome assembly